AUGUCUCUGGUUGAUAGUUUCAGAGUGGAUCAAGAGAUCCUUCUGAAUGCGGCCAGUCGUGUGCAACGCCUCAAAAUGUUCCCCUAUUUCGAUAUCGCUCACUAUAUACUUAUGAGUAUAGGGGUACGUGAAGAUCUGGCGAGUGGGGCGUCAAUUUUUUCGCGAAAGCAUCCGUUGAGUUGUUGGUUGUCGUCAAUGCUGAUGUGCUUCGCAGGCUCAUUUCUCGCUAACUUCCUUCUUGGUGAGCCUGUAAUUGCGCCUUUUAAACGACACGAUGAUAUUCUGCUGGCAACAAUAGUAUGGUAUAUGGUAUUCUAUUCACCAUUCGAUAUCGUUUAUAAGACAUCAAAGUUAUUGCCCGUUAGAGUGGUACUGUGCGUUCUCAAAGAGGUGCAACGAGCUUAUAAAGUAAGUGAAUUCGGUUGA
Anisakis simplex (herring worm) is the source of this 426-nucleotide messenger RNA. Lineage: Eukaryota; Metazoa; Nematoda; Chromadorea; Rhabditida; Anisakidae. The record is from the annotation of a GenBank genome assembly.